UGCUAGUAUGGAAUGACCAGUACGCCAGGCAGGUUGAAAAAUGGCGAAGAGUUUUAACACUAGUGAAUGAAACAGUGUUUGUGGACUUUCGCAAGUUUCAAUUUUGUUUGGAUUUGUACAUCAUUUCAAUACGAAAACCAGCUCGGACAUUGUUACCACUUAUUAUUUUUUGAACAAAUAACAACAAAUAGAAGAGUAGCAGUAGACGUUAGUGGCGACAGAGUUUUCCUUUGAACAAGAUUUGGUCACACUUUUAAGUUAAGUAUUUCAACAAAAUACGUCCAAUGGCCCAAGCGUACAGUUUGAUUGUGCUGUUUGCUCAGCUUUGUCUGUCCAAGUCAGUGGAACGAGGAUUCGUCUACUGCCCAGCGUACCCCUGCUCCUGCGAGUCAAGAGACGGCGCCCUGAUCAUAAACUGUAUGAGCCUGUACCUCUCUGCUUUGCCCAAAUUUUUGUCGUUUGACGGACGUAUCAAGGAGUUGUCAUUAAGGUUUAACAAUAUCAGAACUAUUCCACCCAAUGGUUUCCAAGGACUUCACAUUGAGAGACUCGAUCUACUGGAUAAUGCUGUGACAACGAUCAACGACGAUGCUUUCAUGGGGCUAGAAAACUCACUGAAAGCUUUGUCCUUGCAGCUUUACGCAUAUGACGGUCUGCCAACUAAGGCUUUGUCCAAAUUAACUCACUUGAAAAGUCUGCAAGUCAUAGGCUGCAAGCAACUAGAAUUGGACAGUGCGCUUUUCAAAAAUCUGGUCAACCUCGAAACUCUUCAUUUGAUUGGCUGUAGAACCACCGCAAUCAAGUCAGGUGCUUUUACGUCACUUCCGAAGCUGAAGAGCCUCGUUCUUUCAAGCAACGCGCUUCGAUUUGAAGAUUUACAAGAGCUGAAUGUUCUUCAUCAUCUGACAGAGUUAGAUCUUUCCAACAACAAUAUUCAAAUGCUGGACAAUCAGGCAUUCUCUAAGCUCUCCAAACUUCGCUAUUUAAAUUUGGCCAACAAUAAAAUGACGCAAGCAGCGGGAGGGGCGUUUUAUAAUUUAGAUUUUACACUGGAAGAGCUCAACCUGCAAGACAAUUUUCUGAAGGAAGACGCGCUGAAAUCUUUGCGCUAUAUGAAGUCUAUACGAGUUCUUGAUCUUAGUUCCAAUAACAUUUCAAGAAUUCAGGAAGAAGACUUUAUGGCUUUAAGAUAUCUAACGUCACUUAAUCUUGCUGACAAUGAUAUAAAAUUCCUAGAGAAGAGGAGCCUAAUCGGGGUCGCAUCUUCUCUGGUCAGUUUGGAUUUAAGCGGGAACCCUUUGGAAACUAUUGAAGGUGGUGUAUUUGCUGAAUUCAGCAGGUUAGAAAGUUUAAACUUUAACAAAACGCUAGUCGGUAGCGCACUAAGGCAUGACACAUUUAAUGGCGCCAAGAAGACGCUCAAACAUCUACACGCGAGUUACUCGGGGGUCACUUCCACACAAGUCGCCUCUCUGUCUACCUUACACCAUUUGACCGAACUGGAUCUAAGCCUAAACAAGAUUGGUCGAGUUGACUUCCAGGUUAUUUCUGCGUGGCGUCACCUGAAGUUUGCCAACUUUUCUCACAAUAACAUCUCAGAGUUUCUUACAGGACCGCUGUCCAAUGUAAACUCAUCUCUGAAAGCGCUGGACAUUUCUAAUAACCAUAUUGAGGUCAUCCCAGAUUGCGUAUUCUUUCUGCUAAAGGAGCUCACAGACGUAAAACUGGAUAACAACCCACUGGCCUGCAAUUGUAGUUCUUCCUGGCUGUUUAGAUGGAGGCAAAUAACGCAGUCCAGUUCCAGAGCGUGGUCCAGCAACUGGCAGUGCUCGCCUAUCAACAGUUUGCCGAGAAGAAUGUUUUCCGACCUAGAGUUCUCUGAUCUGAACUGUUUGAAUUCAUCUUCAGAGGAGGCCCGUUGUUUGUUGGAGUACUUACCAUGGGCAAUGGAGAACGCGACCACGAAGCCUAUUGCUCACGUCUCCAUUACACCACCGUAUUCCACGGACAAGAUAAUGUAUUUUAACAUCACACAGCCAAACCCUUCGUCCCUCCAUGUUAAGUGGGCCACUCGGGUCAACGGGCUGAUUGGAGGUUUUAAGGUUAUGCUUACCCGCUGCAAUGAUUCGUCCGUGGUGGAAGCGGUCACAGUGUCGCCGGACACCACGCAUUACACAUUCUACCCUUUCGAUCGCAACGUCCAGCAGGAGCUCUGCGUGGUGUUGCUGGCCGAGGACCUGUCCCACUUAGAGACCAAGUGCGAAGGAGUGUCCUCUCCGGUUAUCAACAUACGUGACGGCAAGUCGAAAGAACAGCACAUGUACACGGUAGUCCAUAAUUCUUUUGUUCCCUUGCUGCUAAUCUACAUCUCUGGAAGCUUGGCGCUGGCCUUCAUCAUCGCUUGUCUCGUCUUGUGCGUGCGGAAAAACCUCAGCAAACCCGAGCCUACAAAAGACCCUUUUUUCUCGGGCUAUCCUGCGUGGGUGGACCAACGCUCCUCUACGUCCAGCCUUCCGAUCAGCCACGACCCACAUUUGUUCUUGUUCGAGGAGCUAGGGUCACCCGAGCACAGAGACUUCCACACCCAUAGCACAUUGAUCAGCAGCAGGGGCACUGCGAGUGGCAGACGCCUGCCUCCGUCAUCAAUGCGAGACUACUCCAACAAUCAACUCAGUCGGCGCAACUCCAGGAGCCUGUCCGUCCCGUCCGUGCUCCACCUGUGUCCGUACGAAUGCACCAACUUGAAUUCCUUCGUAUCAAAGCCGUCUUCCAAUGAACUGCUGGCUGGAAGAGCGGAAAUCAAUGACGAGUUCUACUUUCACUUUUGAACAUGGACUUCAAAAAUCACUUUGACUUUUGGCUUGCACCGAGUGACGAUGCAGGAAAUGAAAGUUAUCUGCUCUUCUUAAUCAUCGGCUACUGGCAAGUCACGAGAUAAUGCAGAUCAUCAAUCGGUAAAAAAAAAAUGAUAUUUUACUGGAAAUGAGUCCUCUGUUAAAACUUGCCAUUUAUGCAAACUAUGCUAAAUGAUUUCCAUAUCAUUUUUUAUCUGUCUGUCUCUCACUCUCUCUUUCAAUAUUACACGGUAAUAAAAAUAAAUAAAUAAACUCGUAUAUGGUACCGCCGUCUUUCAGUAGUCUAAUACUACUAUCAAUGAACUGCGUGUUUAUCAUCCUAUUACUUAACAAUGACCAAUCAUAAACCAAUUAUGCAUGGUUAUCUUUUUUUUAAAAAUUAAAAUAGCAUUAUUAUAUUAACUAUUUUCCCACCACAUAGGCCCUAAGCCUUGCAAAUAAAGGGAAGUAACCAUUAAUUAGCAGACUACAUUUCUACUUUGAAACGAUUCUAUAGAAGUUUAGGGAGACAAGUAUUACUGAAACCAAAUAUCCCAAAAUACAAGUGAAAAACAAAUCUCAAUUUUCAUCUUUGUUCAUUGACUAUAGCAGCACACUGAUACAUGGGCAAUUACUCCUACACACGUAGGCUACAUUCAUUCACUCAAUUCACACACAUUCACACAAAGACGCCGUUGGAAAGACAGAAUCUAAAAACAAAUGAUUGGCAAUUUAAAGCUUUCCCUCGGCUACGUCUUCAGUUACAUCAGUGUAUUUUAUAGACGGAUUUAAAAAAUCAAAUCUAAAUUCUUAUUGUUAAAUUGUCUAUUUACUUUUUUUUCUGUUAUAAAUAUGAACGAGCGAUGUCAGUAAAUGAUCAUUAAGCCGUCAUUACGAGGAGUGACAUUUUUUAAAACUAUUGCCUUACUUUGUAUUUCAUUAUUACGUUUAACUGACGAUGUUAUCGCAUUGAUACUGUUCAUGUUGGACAGCUUUAAGAUUUCUGUGUCUGGUAUGUGGUCAGACCACCUAAAGUAUAGC
Messenger RNA from Biomphalaria glabrata, 3875 nucleotides. RefSeq names its product insulin-like growth factor-binding protein complex acid labile subunit. NCBI's taxonomy places the organism in Eukaryota, Metazoa, Mollusca, Gastropoda, Planorbidae. The transcript has 3 exons. The coding region runs from base 285 to 2828 and encodes 847 amino acids. Gene Ontology annotation, molecular function: protein binding. The record is from RefSeq and is a predicted model, not a curated record.